Molecule: messenger RNA, 1047 nt
Organism: Pneumocystis jirovecii RU7
Lineage: Eukaryota; Fungi; Ascomycota; Pneumocystomycetes; Pneumocystales; Pneumocystaceae
Exons: 5
Coding region: 1-1047 (348 amino acids)
Biological process (GO): homologous chromosome segregation; attachment of mitotic spindle microtubules to kinetochore; meiotic sister chromatid segregation
Cellular component (GO): chromosome, centromeric core domain; mitotic spindle; monopolin complex
Molecular function (GO): microtubule site clamp; protein binding
Source: RefSeq, a predicted model, not a curated record
AUGGGUAAAAAACAAGCUAUUACAUCUAAAAAAGCAGAAUGUUCAGAUGCUAACAAUAAUUCUACCAUUCACGAACGAGAAGAUAGUAUAGAUGAGUUAGCAUUAUCUGCAAAAUUGAAAAAAAAUAAAGAAACAUCUCUAUCAAAAACAUUAACGAUAAGAAAAUUGCAUUCAUUUGAUAAAGAAAAUUUGCCUUUGGGGAAUUCUGGAAUUAUGGAAAAUGUUAAUCGAAAAAAGCGUUCUCAGAAAAACAUUUUUGUGGAAAAGGGUUCUAAAAGUAGUCAAAAAGAAAACGUUUUGCAAGAAAUGUUUCAAGUUCAACUGAAUGAUUCAAAAUGUACAUUUAUAGAUGUGUACGAUAAUAGUAUUGCUAUAGAGGAAAGAUUAGAAGAAGCAAUUAAAAAGAUGGAAGAAUUUGAGAAAAAAUAUAUAUGUCUUAAAGAUCUCCGUCAAACAGAAGUUGAAUCUAACUUUUUUGCUUAUCGCGAAGUUGCAGAAUCUCGAUUUAAGGUUUCUGAAGUACUUAUUGAUAGUCUUACAAAAAAUAUAGACGCUAAAGACAAAAAGUUAAAUGAUUUAUUAUCUCAUAUUAAUAAUUUGGAACUAGAAAAGAAAGAAUUUGAAAAGCUGUCUGAAAAAUUAAAAUUUACUGAACAAGCUCUUGUUCAUGCGAAUUCUCAGAUUUCAUACUUAAAUGCUAAGUUUUCUUCACGUUCUAGUGCUUCUAUUUCUCAAUUAAAAGAAGAUCUUUAUAGUGAUCUAACAGGACUACUUAUUCGUGAUGUUAAAUUAGAAUCUAAGAAAACCGUUUUUGAUUGUUUACAAACAGGUCGUAAUGGAACGCUUCAUUUUAAACUUUCACUUUUUGUUGAUCCCUCUUGUCAAUCACAAGAGCGAUUUUCAUAUACUCCUCUCUUCGAUGAAGAACGAGAUGCUCCACUUCUAAAUUAUUUACCUAAUUACCUUACAGAUGAAAUUAUAUUUGAAAAAGAUCAAGCUGCUAUGUUUAAUUGGAGAUUAUCGAGUGCUUUGCAAAAGAAGGAUUAA